Messenger RNA from Tachysurus fulvidraco (yellow catfish), 1485 nucleotides. RefSeq names its product coiled-coil domain-containing protein 18. Bases 341 to 739 code for a protein of 132 amino acids. The record is from RefSeq and is a predicted model, not a curated record. The transcript has 2 exons. Lineage: Eukaryota; Metazoa; Chordata; Actinopteri; Siluriformes; Bagridae.
UUUUCCACUAAAGAGAUUCAAAAAGAUAGCGACAGUGUCAGCGGUGUAUAAAAGACAUAAAUUUGAAGAGACUUACUUAACAGUACUGGUAAAGCUAAUUAAUUAUAUCCUUCAUAUACUAUAUUAUAUACUGAUGCUCAGUGAGAAAUACUAUACAGUAUAAUGUUAGUUGUUUUGCUUUUCAGCUCAAACAGUAACAGUUUCUGUUGGUCCUUUUCCACUGAUUAUUUAAUCCUAUUAUUUAUUCACCGGCAUCCUUUUUGAGUCCUAAUCCUACUGAGACUUUCCUACUGAGGAGUGUGUGUGCCGGUGCUGUUCGUGCAGCCAGCUUCAGGAGGACAUGAGUAAGCCUCGGAGUGAGCUGAGUGAGAAGGAGCGGGAGCUACUGAAGAUCCGCAGGGCGAGCGGAGCCAAAGCCUCACAGCUGGCUCAGAUGGAGAAGAUGCUCCAAGAGACCAAAAGUAUGAUGGACAAAAAGGCUGAGAUGGGUACAGAAGGAAACCCCUUUGAAGACAACAUGGUGUCUGAGUUGGAGGAGAAAGUGCAGCGCAGUAAGCGAGAGCGGCGUAACUCUCUGCACAGGACACAGCUGCUGGAAAGUCAAAUGAAGACAGUGCGUGGUGAGCUGGUGGACACUCUGGACCACCUGCAGGUGCUUAGAGAUGUCCUGCGCCGCUCACAGCAGAAAGCAGAAGAGCGCCAAGCAGCCAUGGAGAAACUGAAUGCUGAGCUUAGGUGAGGCUCUGAGAUCCUUACCUCCUGCUGAUCUGACUGUCAUUUUAGAAGACAGUGAUUGGGUCUUACCUCCCAGUCUACAAGAAGGUUAAUACAUUGCUGUUUUAUGUGUGAAGAGUUAUGUUUUGGAAUAGUUUAUAUAUUGUGUGGGUUAAAAUGUACAACUUUGCGAAUGUUCGAUGUCACUGAGCAACUGUGUGCUGGAAAAAAACCCUUUUUUUCAAUAGACACUUCUUGUAUUUGAAGAGAGUAAGAAUUUUCUAUGCAUUUGAUUCAAUUGGAGCAUAUUGUUUAGCAGUGACUAGUUAUACUGACACAAUUAAUUCAUCAAUAGCAGUGUGAAUUCUUGAAUUCUCAGUAAUUUAUAUGAUAUUUAAGGACCAGUUGAAAUGAAAAAUGUCACCAAUGCAAUGCCAAUUUCAUCUAGCUCAAUAUAAAUUAAUACAAUUAAAAUGAAAUACAAAAUAUAAUUUAUUUUAUAAAGUAGAUUAUCAUUUUAAUUAGCAGAGCUUUUACUAAUACAGUAUGCCUGUCAAAGGAUAGCACAGACAACAAUGCAGCUGAACUGAAAAUGACCCACUUCUUCUAGCCAGUUGUUAAUAUUUACGUGAAUAUAAUGUAACGGAUGACUAAUGAUGAUUUGAAAUGGUCGUCAUUAUCACUGAUCAUUGACAAUUGUUUGUGAUUCUUUUUUAAAUUUCAUUGCAAGUUUGGACUCACAUGGCUUCAGAUAAAGUCUUCUGCUUCUUA